Molecule: messenger RNA, 9253 nt
Organism: Apis florea (little honeybee)
Lineage: Eukaryota; Metazoa; Arthropoda; Insecta; Hymenoptera; Apidae
Gene: Msp300
Product: Muscle-specific protein 300 kDa
Biological process (GO): nuclear migration
Cellular component (GO): nuclear outer membrane; cytoplasm; meiotic nuclear membrane microtubule tethering complex
Molecular function (GO): actin filament binding
Source: RefSeq, a predicted model, not a curated record
AGAGGAGGAAGAAGAAGAAACAGAGGCAACGGAGCCAAUAACCGUUAAAGAGAUUCAGGAUGUAUGGACUUUAGGUAAAGAAAAGAUAGUCUCGCCUAUGGAAGCAGAAGUACAACAGAUGCCAGUAAUUACACACAUGCCUUCUCCCGAACCAAUGGACACGACGGAGGAACCAUUUUCUCCUGUGGAAUCAAUUCCUCAAGAGGACGAUCGACCCAAGAUUAAAACCUAUGCGGAUAUUAUCAGCGAAUCGUCUAAGAAACCAGAAAAAGAUCAACCUUCGAUAUGGGAAUUAUCUCAGCACGUUGUCCCACAAAAAGGAGCGAGUUCAAAGGCUUUCUUGAUAGCUGAGACUGCGGAAUACGAACAACCCCAACAUCAGAUCACGCAAAGCAGUCAAACGACCAAAGCGAUCUCUGAUCGAAUGCAAAGUUUUCGAAAUGCCAAACAAUCUAGUCAUCUUGGAAAUAUCCUUCAUAUCGCUCAUUUGGACAAAGUGGCGAAUGAAAAGUUGGCCGAAGAGCGCGCUGCCGAUAUAAGGAAAGAACUGUCUCACUUGAGGGACGCUGCUCAAGAGAAAGAUGCGAUCACUGUGGAAGAAACUCUCGUUGUCAUCGUAGACACAAUUUCCACUUGGUUGGAGACGAUCGAGUACAGAAUCUUCUUAAGCAAAGAAUGUCCUACAGGUCCUUCUCACGAUGAUCAGACCUAUGUCGAACUGAGAGACGAAGUGGAAAACGUGGAAGAGAAUAUUCAAGAGCUGAAUAACGUUUGGAAAUUAGUGGAGAUGAAUUAUCCGAGAGAAGAUCGUAAUAAUUUGCAGGAAUGUCUGGAUACUCUCAUGCAUCAGGUUAAAAUGAUCGAGGACGCGACUGACGAUGGGGAGAAAUAUCUUACGAACGAGCUUGCUAGAUGGGAUGAAUUCGUAAACGGAGUGUACAACAUGUACAGAUUAAUCGAGGAACAACGAAAACAUCUAAACAACAUAAUCGAGCUCGAAACAUCCACGAAAAGGAAGCUCGAAGAGCUCGAUAAAUUAGAGAAUAUGAAUCAAUGUCACAUGUGGAAAACCGCAUCGUUGUUAACCGUAUCUCACGAAUUAUUGCGGGAUUAUCCUGGAAAGCACAUCCCGGAAGAGACUUACGCGGCCCACGAGAUGACUAAGAUAAUCAAGCAUGAGAUAUGCAUCGAACGCGAACGACUUCUUCAGCUUCUUGCCUUGGCCGAAGAAUACGAACAAACUUUGCGAGAAUUCGCACAGAUCACCGAAAUCGCGGAGAACUUAUUAGAGAGUCCUAUCUCGGUGAUGAGUUUGGAACAUUUACAGGAGGAGAUGCAGAAGCACAGAAAAUUUUUCGUGAAUUUGAACCAUUGUCGAGGAAUCUUGGAAUCGUUGGAAGGCAAUCUUGAUCCGGAAACGAGAACCAAAUACUCGGAUCUUCACGAAGAGUUGCACAGUAGAGCUAUAUCGUUGUUGGAUCAGGCCGCGUCUAGAGCUCAGCAAAUGGCUCUUGCAGCAUCCAGAUGGAUUCUUUUGGAACAGGGGGUGAAGGAGGAGAGAGGAUGGCUACAAGUUGCUCAUCAACGAGUACCUGAUCUCCAAACAGUGACGUCGUCCGAUUACGAUCAAUAUAUCUCCUUGUAUCAGUCUCUGGCAACGGACGUUGCAACACAUCACGCAAGACUUAUUCAGCUUUUGAACGUAGCGCGAAGUCUCGAGGAGUUGGUGAACAUCGAGGAUCCCGAGGAUCGUUACGGAGAAGCUUUAGACGUGAUCGUAAAACUUCAAGAUAACGUGGAAUCGUCGUUAAGGAAAUUGCUGUCAUUCAAAGAGAGUUGGGUUAAUCAAGAAAUGUUAAUGAACCGAUUGGAGAAUUGGAUGACAUCGGUGGAGAAGGAAUUGAACAAUUUGCGCGAUCCUUCGGGAGGUCACAUACGUCAAUUCUGGGAAUUGAAAGCGCAAUACGAAGUCCAUAACAACAUUCGAGAGGAGGCUAACAACAGUUUCGAGCAAGCCUUGAGAAUAAUUCCCUUAUCGGAUGAAAUGUUGCAAAGACAGUUCCAUUGCGAGCUCCAAGACCGGUGGAACGACAUGACCCAACAAAUCAACACCAUUCAAGAACAAGUGACUCGAAAUAUCUCUUCCGAAGAGAUAUCAUCCAACGAAAAAUUAAAAUUACUCGAGAGAGAAUUGAACGAGUUACGAGUGACGAUCGAUGGAUUCCACGGUGUUUUGAAGACGGAGGAGGAGCUGGAUCUUUAUAUCGAACGCUUGACAGUCUUGUUCGACAGGAUCUGUUUGAUCCAAGACGAAUUAGGUCGUCUAGGUUUACUUCCUGUGGCGGAGAGCGAGAAGGUCGGUGUGUUGCUGUCCUCGGCUCGCAGAAUAGAGAGUCAAAUCAGCGAGGAAUUGGAUGCAGCGCAGUUGCUUAGGGAAAGGCUUCAGGCAAUUCAGCGUGGCCUCAGCCGUAUUAGAAAAAUCCAUCAACGGCAAUCAUCUAUAUUGGAUCAAUGCGAGGGAAGCGAACGACAGGGAAGUGACGUGGUCGCAGCUGCCGUGGAUCGAUGUCAAACGGUAGCUGACGAGCUUGCGGUCUUGUGGCAGGAUAUUAUGGGCCUCAGGCAAUUAUUACACACCCUGCCCACCGUGAUGAGAGUCUCGGUUUCUCCGGUCAGCGUGGAACGAGACAUUUCGAAUCUUCAAGAUGCUCAUACCGAUCUGGAGUCCAGAUGCUCGAGAUUGUUGGCGUUAUUGAAGAACAGGCUUGCCCUAUGGAGAAGAUUCGAGAAACAGCUGGAAAUGGUGCAGCAAUCGGUUCAGGAGGCUGAUUACAUGAUGGAGUUGUUAACCGUGCAAGGAUCUGUCGAUUACGACAGGCUGCUGAAAGCUACCGAAAGGCUAGAGGGUCUCAGCGGUGAUUUGGGUGCGCGAGAAGUUCUCAUUGGCGAAUUGCGAGAAGCUGCCGAACCUCUGCGGGAGGGUUGCGCUGCAGAGGUCCGCGAGAAGGUCGAAGCGGCGGUAAAUGAGGCCGUACAGGCCUGGGAGGAUACCAGGGCCGAAUUAGAUGCCCUUUGCACCAAGUAUCAGCACGCGUGCAGAUUGUGGCAACAGUACAAAGACUCGAGUGCUGCGGUUAAGGCCUGGGUGGACACGCAAAUGGACAGCGUCGCCAACCUUCCACCUGAAGAGGCCGUCAAACACAUCAAGGUUUGCGAGGAGACGAUGGCGGAGCACAAGGAAAGGUUGGCGGAGCUUCAAGGCCUGGUGGCGCAAAUCGCAUCGGACGUCGGGUUGGACGCGAGUGGACCGUUGCACUGCGAAGUGGAGGCACUUGGACAACGUCUCGAGGAUAUCCGUGAAACGUUAUCGUGCCUCGCGGAUGCGGCGCACGCCCGCGCUCUCAACCAAGAGCUCGCACGUGGUGAUUUAUGUCAGACGAAAAGUUUUCUGGAUUCGGUCCAACAGAGCCUGACCGCGGUGGGUCAGGGCGAGUCGAAAGAGCAACUGGAACUCCUCCGCAAUCAUCUUCUUGCUCUCACCUGCACGGAACCGCAGCUACAAUCGAUCAAGGAACGCAGCCUAGUGGAGGUAACGACGCAAGAACCGUCGGUUGUCGAGGUGUUGAAACUAUGGCAGAAGGUCUUCAGAGAAACCUUCCAACAGUAUCACCGCUUGUCGGCUCUUCUAGUCAAAACGCAGGAUGGUGCCACUGCUUUGAAACUUUGGCAAGAGUACUUGUUCUACGUACAAGAUUUCCUUUCCAACGAUGUACCCGGCGAUUACAACGGUUUGUCGGAGCACAGAAACCUCUGCGAGGUUCAUCAGAAUCUUCUCACCGAUCAACAGAAUCUCAUUCUCACGGUUCGAGCGGAAGAGGGGGGCAAUUUGUCGAAAACGGAACAAUUCAACAUUCUGACGAAUCAACACAAUGAAACUCUGGCCAAGAUCAUGGAGAGACACGCGGCUGUACGCGACAGAUUGGCCGCGUGGGAUCAGUACAAAUUGGAUCAGAGUAAACUCUUGUACUGGCUGAAAGAGAUCGAAAGAGAACGAAGCCAGUUACGCUUCAGAUUCAUCCAAAUACAGAGGUUGGACGAAAUUCUGCAGAGGAUAGAGUCAUUGCUGGACAAGAUACCCGAAGGCGAAGCCCAACUGGAAUCUCUGCAGAGGCAACAAGAGACGCUGCUAGUCAAAUGCGACGAGGCAUUAGCCGUGACCAUACACAGGGAUCAUGCGGCCAGCGUACAAAGAAUCAACAAUCUGAGCUCCAGCCUGGAGAUGUGGAGGGAUCACAUCCCGAGGAUACAGAAACGAUACAAGGAAUACGAGGAGAAGGCGAAGGAUAUCAAUAGCACGUUCACCGAGAUCGGUCAAGCUUUCAGUACUGCGUUUCACUCGAGUCCUGCUAGUUUGGCGAGGACGAAACAGCAAUUGGAAUCUAUACACCAGAUGCAGAACAGAUUGUCCUCAAUGAGCAUAGAUUUGGAAUCCUUGGGCGUGAUGAUACAACAAUUGAGAGAGGAUCUCAGUCCGACUGACGUGAAAUCGUUGAACGAGCAACGGGCGCUUUUCCGACUGCAGCACGAGGACCUGGAACAUCAGGCAGCGUUGCUGAUAUGUAGAUUGGAAGAGCGUUGCGGUCUCUACGAUCGGUGGAGGGACAGAUUAGCCAGGUUACUCGCGUGGAUAGGAGAAACUGAGAUCAGAAUCCAAGAUUGCGACUCGCCGAACGAGCCCGAAGAAACUCUCAAAAAAUUGGAAUGCGAGAUACAAUCGGAUAUCGCGUUGAAACAGCGAGAAUUAUUGUGGAUACAGAACACUGGACAAGAUUUGGUAGAAGUAGCGGAGGAAGAGGAGAGCGAAAGGUUGCAACGAUCCCUGGACGAGUUGAACGAGAGGUGGGAUCGACUGGUGGCUAUGGGAAAAGCGAGAGCUAGUAAAUUGAUGGACUUGAUGAGGACGAUGAGCACGUUGGAGAAGAGGAUAAACGAGUUGAGAAGCUGGCUGGCCAGCGUUGAAAGUCAAUUGUCGGAGACGUUCGUGGUCGAGGCGAUCGAGCAAAGUUGCAUCGACAAGAAGCUAGACGAUCACGAACAUCUUCAGAAGACGAUCGAGGCGGAAAGCGGAAAUAUCGGCGAGGUGUUGAAUCUCUGCGAGAUUCUGUUGAACGACUGCGACGCGUGGAAAACUUCCUUCAACAACGCGAUCAAGAGCGGAAUGGAAGGUUUGGAGCGUAGAUGGACGACCACCUGCGUGAAAUCGGCAGAGAGAAAGGGGAAUAUCAUUCUCGCGUGGAAAAUUCUGCAGGAAUUGGAGAAGAUCAGGUUGGAGCACGAAGGUUGGCUCGCGGAAACGGACAAGGCUCUCACGGAAUUGGAGAACAACUUGGACGAAGUUUCGAAGGACGAGUCUAAGAAGGCUAUCGAAAAAGCGAGAAGCAUAUCUGAGGACGUAGAGGCGCACGAACCGGUGAUAAAAAUAAUCGAGCAAAACUUUGGACGUUUAGCUAGAACGGGUCUAGAACCAGAUAAUCUGAAAUCGCUUAUCAGCGAAACUAGGCGGCUUAUCGAUAAAUGGCAAACGUUUAAGCCUAGAGCGAAUGCCGUUCUAUUGGCUCUUCAGAAAGGACAAAAGAAUUAUCGAGACUUUAUCACGGUGCACGGCGCGGCGGUCGUUGGACUGACGCAAGUCGACGUUCGAUUGACCAGGACGCAACAUCUGGCCACGCCGGAACAGAAAGCGUCGAUUCGUCGUAGGCUGCAGCAAUUGAACGAGAUCGAGGAAGAACUUCGCACUCAGAACAUCACGUUGCAGAAAGCGGAUGAAUUGGCGCUUAAGGUUAUGCAAGAAUGUCAUCCGGAUGACGUGGCGAAUAUCCAAGAACUGGUGGACGAGUACCAGCUGUUGUGGAAGGACAUCAAGAAGAGAGUGGCGUCGUUAAGAGCGGAAAUAGAGGGACAAGAGAAAUCUGAAGUCGACGAGGCUGUGCAAGUGGAAACGUUGAAAUUCGAACAGGACAGUGCGGUUCAAGUGGAUACGUUGCCUAGGUUAUUACGAAUGACUUCUAGUGACGCAUACCUAAUGGAAUUGGAAGCUGCUCUGGUCGAGUGCAGCGAUGCAUUGGAUACAUUGCAAUUAGCGAUUACCCCGGAUCCUGUUGCUGGACCUGGAUUAAAUGCGACUGCUAAAAAUAUCAGUAAAUUAAUCGGAAGCUGUCAAUCGUCGAUCGAGCUGGUUCGUCAUUUGCACAGUUUGCUCACAGAAGAUGGAAAAUUGAGCGCGCAAGCCGCCAAGGCUAACGAGGUGGCUGCGUUAACGGAAAGAUACGAAAAUCUUCUUAUAUUGGCGAGAACGCGAGAACAACAAAUCAGAGAACUCAGGUCACCUAACUCCGACGUUUACACCUCUCCCUGCGAUCACGACAAUGGCAGAUUAACCUGUCCCCUAUGUUCGCGUCGCAACUGGGCCCAAUUGGAGAACGAUCUUUGGAGGUUGGAAAAAUGGCUGGAAUUCGCAGAAGGCACCCAAAGCGCCCAACAUUCGCCACCUGGCAAUAUCGAACAAUUGGAGGAUGUUAUACAAGAUCACAGAGAAUUUGUGCUCGAUUUAGACUGUCACGAAAGUAUUCUUGCCGGUCUGAACACCGUUGGCGCACAUUUAGCCGAUCACUCGGAAGAACUGCUUCGAGCAACGCAGCUCAGAGACAGAUUAGCUGUUGCGAAUACGAGAUGGGUCAAGGUUUGCAAAGUGGCUGCGCAUUGGCAGGAACAAUUGCAGACUGCACUAAUGUCGAACCAGCAAUUCCAUCGUAUUAUAGAGGAAUUGGUUACCUGGUUGGAGAAAACUGAAGCUAAUAUACGGGCCAGCGAACCGGUCGAUUUGACCGAGUCGCCGGAAAUUAUGACUGCAAAAUACAAUAAAUUCAGGGAAUUGAGAAGUGAUUUGGAGCGAUGCGAGCCUCGAGUUCUGUCGCUUCAAGAGUCAGCCAAUCAAUUAUUGGACGAGAAAGGCGAAACCAGAGCACGCCUACAGGAACUUCGUCUCAGAUUGCAGUCCCUCCGACGGUUAACCGGGAUAUACGCUUUAAAAUUAGGGGCAGCCCUAGGGAUGGACCCUCGGGACGUUGGACUUGCAGCCACUACCUCUUCUCUCGCUUCCCUUUCACACGAUUUGCUCGACGAAGCUGCCUCUGGAACCGUUCAGCCCCACGACGCACCUGGCACACAUGGUGACGAUGGCGAACGUACGGUAUUGUCUCGGGGAUACCGUUUCCUGGGCCGCGUGUUGCGCGUUUCCCUGCCGAUCCAGGCGUUGAUGCUUCUAUUCCUCGGCGUCGCCUCUCUGGUUCCUUCCGCCGAAGAAGACUACAGCUGCAUGCUGUCGAACAACCUCGCCAGAAGCUUCACGCCAAUGGUCGUGUAUCCGAACGGGCCACCGCCGAUCUAACGAUAAAGAAGUCUAAUCUCGGGCGCGCCGACUUCGCCGGACCCAGAAGAACUUACAAUCGUAACAUCCAGAGGAGUCGCGGGAAGCGGAAGCGCGAGAUCACGCACGAUCUGCGUACCUACUUAACUAGUCUGUCGUAUGGCGAUCCGUCGAUGGUAUCGAGCGAUCGAUGAAUGAGAAAAGAUUUGUUUUUUUUCUUACAAAUCCUUUCAUCGAUCGGAAUGCUUCUUCAUCGAGGCAAUCGAGCAGUGAAUAGAGACAAGUAGUAAAACGUGUUCCACUGUCUCGAUGGAGGAAUACAUUGUAACAAAAAAUGGUCAAAGACACGUUCCUUCUACAGACGACGAUUUUACACGUGUGAUAUGUUUGUACUUGUGCGUAAAGCACGCGUUACGGACCAAAAACGAUCGUCAUUGUACGACCCAUAGCAUCCGUUUACUUACUCGUUCUAUACAAUUAUUGUGAUCUUGGUGCAAUAUUUGCAUAAUACUUUUCCUCUUGUCCCCGAAUAUCACGAAGAGUCGAAAAUACAAACGAUUAUACGACGAGAGACAGAGCAUAGAAGAAAAAAAAAAGGAGAGAUCCACGAGGACGUACGAAUAACGUACGAUCCUUCGAGUUGCACGGUUUAUACUCGAUGGAUCCGUUUCCGAUUUUCGAUCAUUUAGCCCGACAUUCCAUGUAACAUUACCGCGUUUGUAUUUAUACGAUACGUAUUGUAGAUAUCGUUUCGUUGACAAUUGAUUAGUUUUCCUCCCUCCCUCCAGUUUUUUUUCGUUUGUCUUUAAAAAAAAAAAAAAAAAGAAAAAAGAAAAAGAAAAAAACAAACGAAUGAGCGAGUGUGUGCGAGAGCGCGUGCGGACGAGAGAGAAAUGGAUUAAUGUCACAUGGAAUGCGCGAGAAAAAAAUGUUGACGAUUAAAUUAUAUUUACGAUUAUUAACGAAUAUUAACGAAUCGCUUGUAUUGUGUGCAGAAGAAAAUAACCGCGGAACGAUCAAAGGAAGACGGCAUAAUUAAUGUGUACGUACCGUAGAACCUUUCAGGGAGUAUCCGUGACUUUUACGUUAGUACGUAACGAAGAAAAUAAAUAUAUACAUACUUGUUCGACUUUAUUUUUUAUACGUUGCGUUUAUAACUCGAGGGAGAGUAGGGAAAGAGCGGUUCGAUUAUGAAAUCGAGAACGAAACGUCCACUGACCGAUUACUUCAACGUGAUCGCUUAACGCGAUAGUCAUUGGUGCUAGUUCGAAACGAUAGAGAGAAACAUAAUAAUUAAUAUUAUAAUACGAUUAUAAAAUAUUAUCAUCGAGAAAUGGUGUAAACGAAUUGUUUCUUAUUUCCAUUGUUUUUUCUACGAUUCCUUAAGAGAGAAACGAAGAAUGAAAAAAAAACGAAGAAACGAGGAUGAAGAGGAUAUAGAAAAAAACGAAAAGACACAGAUAGUAUCGCAUAAUAAUCGAAGUCGCAUAAUAAUGAACGAAGUUACCGACGACACCUCUGACGAGGUGCUUUUUUUUCUUUUUUUUUUUUUAUUUAUUAUUUUUAUUCUUUUUUUUUUUUUUUUUUUUGAAAACGAGAACGACAUACUUUUGGAUACGCACAAAAGGAUCACGAGUUUAUAUUCGAGGUACAAAAUAAGAGAACGACUGUAUUUAACGGCCCGCUAGUUUCGCUUCCUAAUUUAUCGAUAUCUUGCUUGCUACGCGAUCGAGCUUUGUUAUGUAUUUUUAUAAGGACAGAGCUUUCCGAAGGCGGUGUACAUCUGUCGAUGUAAUGUAAUUAUAAUAAAUUGAAACCUAUACAGAA